AUGUCACCUUUUCGUCUCGUAUUUGGGAAAGCUUGUCAUCUUCCUGUUGAAUUAGAGCAUAAGGCUUUUUGGGCCAUUAAGCAAUUCAACUUGAAGAUUGACGAAGCUGGUGUUCAUCGUAAACUACAAAUUCAAGAGUUGGAAGAAAUUCGUAACGAGGCUUACAAGAAUACUCGAAUUUAUAAAGAAAAGACAAAAGCUUUCCAUGACAAGGUAAAUACACGAAAAACUUUUAUUGUGGGUCAAAAGGUAUUGCUAUUCUCUUCUAAACUCAAACUAUUUCCUGGUAAACUACGGUCCCGUUGGGUCGGGCCGUUUGUGGUUACUAAUGUUUUUCCUCAUGGUGCAGUAGAGAUUACAAGUGAAAAAACAAGAAAAACAUUCAAGGUGAAUGGACAUCGCUUGAAAGUUUUUUACGAGGCAUUCCAACACGAACAUGAUUCCACGGUGGAGUUGGAAUACGUGGAUUACAAAAAUUAA
Molecule: messenger RNA, 480 nt
Organism: Helianthus annuus (common sunflower)
Lineage: Eukaryota; Viridiplantae; Streptophyta; Magnoliopsida; Asterales; Asteraceae
Exons: 1
Coding region: 1-480 (159 amino acids)
Source: RefSeq, a predicted model, not a curated record